Molecule: messenger RNA, 1107 nt
Organism: Cladophialophora yegresii CBS 114405
Lineage: Eukaryota; Fungi; Ascomycota; Eurotiomycetes; Chaetothyriales; Herpotrichiellaceae
Exons: 3
Coding region: 1-1107 (368 amino acids)
Source: RefSeq, a predicted model, not a curated record
AUGCGUCCUCCCGACCAGAAGUUCGCCGUGCCAGACGGCGCCGUGGCGCGGCUACGAAUCAUCGACACGACCACCAAGAUCAAGGGCCUCCCCCUCGACUACCUCAUGACCCCAGCAAUGCCGGGCAUGGACGUCCUGCCCGAAGCGCCUACGUGGUCGUUCCUCGUGGAGAGUGACACUGGCCGCAAAGCGCUGUUCGACCUGGGCGUCCCGCCGAAUUGGAGAGAGUUUUCGCCCGUCGUGGCCACCCCGCUGCAGACGCGAGGCUGGGGAGAGCCUUCAGGCGAGAAGCACGUGGCUGAUAUCCUGGCGGAGGAGGGCGUUGAUCUGUCCAGCAUUAACAGUAUUAUUUGGAGUCACUGGCACUACGAUCAUAUAGGCGAUCCGUCCACGUUCCCUCCGUCGACAGAGCUGAUCGUCGGUUCGGGGUUCAAAGAGGCGUUCUAUCCAGGCUGGCCGGCCAGACAAGACUCUCCCGUAAGGGAGAGUGAUUUUGCAGGCCGAAACCUCCGUGAAAUUACCUUCUCAGAACCCAAUGCCCUCCAAAUCGGCCCUUUCCCCGCCUACGACCUCUUCGGCGACGGAUCGUUCUACCUCCUCGACACCCCUGGCCACGCCAUCGGCCAUCUAGCCGGCCUAGUCCGCACCACGCCUGACACCUUCGUCAUGAUGGGCGGCGACCUGUGCCACCACGGCGGCGAGCUGCGUCCGUCCGAGAUGAUGCCUCUGCCUGCGCAAAUACACCUACCGUCGCUGAGCCUGACUCCUGGCUGUGCGUGCAUAUGUCCCGGCUCAGCCUUCCAGCACAUCCAAGGGACACGAGGCCGCAAGGCGAACGAGCCCUUCUUCGACCCCGCCAUCGGUUAUGAUAUCCCCGAGACGAUCCGGACGAUCAAGAAGGUUCAAGGCGCGGAUGCAGCGGAGAAUAUCUUCUUCAUCUACGCGCACGAUACGUCCAUUCGGGGAGUCGUCGAUCUGUUCCCUGCCACUGCGAACGAGUGGAAGGCCAAAGAGUGGCGGGAAAAGGCGUUCUGGAGAUUUCUCGAGGACUUCUGCGGUGCCUUGCCCUCGCCCUUGUCCUUAAAGAGGGUCCCAGCGGGACAGUAG